GGAUAUGGAGUCUUUGUCGGUACCUACCUAAGCACCAUGCCUGUCGUCAAUUACCAUGGCAACAUCCGCGACGUGCAACGUCCUGGGAUUUCUCUGACGGAAUCACAGAACUUCUACAAGACCUGGGCAGCUGAUUAUGACAAGGACACCACCGACUCGAACUACAAUGGUCCCGCGGCAACAGCCAACCUUGUUCUGAAGCUGUUUGAAGGCAAGACUGACGGUGUGCGUAUCCUGGAUGUGGCCGCUGGUACCGGCAUGUCGGGAGAGGCGCUUUACAAGGUUGGGUUCCGUUCCAUGGACGCCCUUGAGCCCAGUGAGGACAUGCUUCUGCUGGCGAAAGAGAAAAACGUCUACGGCCGUCUGAUCCAAGACUUCCUAGGUACAAAUCGCCUGGAUAUUGUGGAUGGAGAAUACGAUGCCACGGUGAUGGUUGGUGGGAUGGUCGAGGGCCAUGUAAAAUGCGACUGUCUGGAAGAGCUCAUCAGGGUGGUGAAACCAGGGGGAUUUGUGGUGAUCUGUAUGCGGGAGGUGAAUCUGCGGAAAGUGCCGGAGUACCAUAAACUGGAACCCCGCAUGGCGGCGCUGAAGAGUAAAGGAUGCUGGGAACCCGUGUCACGUGUCGUUUUCUCCAACUACUGCGAGGGGGAAGAAGGAAUCAUCUUUGUGUAUCGCGUGUGCUGAUUGGAGCAAAAAUAACGGCAUAUACGUUCGCAACGUGUGACCUAUAUAAUGGCUUUCUGUUUGCUAACUAGCCUCCU
Messenger RNA from Branchiostoma floridae (Florida lancelet), 761 nucleotides. Its product is annotated as methyltransferase-like protein 27. The coding region runs from base 37 to 684 and encodes 215 amino acids. NCBI's taxonomy places the organism in Eukaryota, Metazoa, Chordata, Leptocardii, Amphioxiformes, Branchiostomatidae. The record is from RefSeq and is a predicted model, not a curated record. The transcript is spliced from 6 exons.